UAUAAACUUCUUCUACAACUUUCACAUAAAGCUCAAUAUGAUAAGCCCCCCCUCAAUACUUUCAUAACACGAUUAAAAUUGUGUAAUGAAAUGUAUUUUUGUGUUCUUGUGUCUUGGUAGUCUGGUGGUGAAUGAGCAGUCGGUUUGGAGAGAUCAGUUCUAUGACGGAAACGUGAGGAAAGACUAAAGAGAGAGGGAAACAGCUCACCUGAUCGCCCAGUGGAUGGCUUUGCACAUGGGGUCUGCAACACAGAUAACUUCAGCCUGCUCUCAUCACCAUCGACUACGGACCUUUUGGCUUCAUGGAGUCCUACGACCCGAAUUUUGUCCCCAACACCUCAGACGACGAGGGCCGCUACAGCAUCGGAGCGCAGGCUGACGUGGGUCUGUUCAACCUGGAGAAGCUUCUAGAAUCCCUGCAGCCCGCCCUCUCCCCCAGCCAGCAGCAGCGGGCUGCAGCUGUGUUAAAGGGCUACGCUGGACUUUACCGGAUGAGAUUUCACCAGCUCUUCAAGGCCAAGCUGGGGCUACUGGGUGAGGAAGAGGAGGACGGGAAUCUUAUAGCCUUCCUCCUUAAGAUGAUGGAGGACACAGGGUCAGACUUCACCAUGACCUUCAGACAGCUCAGCGAGGCGUCAGUGCAGCAGCUUCACCACGGUGGCUUCACUCAGGUGACGUGGGCUCUUCAUGACCUCUCGUCCCACCAGCUGUUCUCUGAUUGGUCGAGGUUGUACCUGCUCAGGCUGGCCAGACAGGAAGGCGAUAAUGACGAGGAUCGACGGCACCGGAUGAAGAGUGUGAACCCCAGGUACGUCCUGAAGAACUGGAUGGCUGAGUCGGCCACCAGGAAGGCAGAGACCAACGACUUUUCAGAGGUGGUGCUGUUACAUGAUGUUCUGGGGAACCCCUUCAUAGCGCAAGAUGCUGCAGAGGAGACAGGCUAUGCAGCGCGGCCUCCGCUGUGGGGGCGGAGGUUAAAGGUCAGCUGCUCUUCCUGAUUGGAAGAACAUCUGUCAUUGUUUCAGACACACAGAUCUGUGUGCAUGAAACUACAAGAGUUUUUGUUUCUGAAAAUGUCAGCUGACCUCAAACUUAAAGGUCAGAGCCACCUGAGAACUCAUCAUUCCCUCCCUUUUAUUUCCUGUUGGACAGAAAUACGGAGAACUUGGAUAUUUUCAUCUGUUACUUCCCCAGGGUAGGCUGAGCAUCAGAGGCUCUGUGUCCGAAUCUCUGCUAGCUAGCAUGCUAAGUGCCCUAACAUGCAACGUAACAUAGCAUCCACAGGGAAUAUGUGUGUACAUUUAAGGAGAAGAUAAAACAGUAAAUUCUUAAUUGAUUUGCGAAAUGGAUCUUUAUGUUGACUAUAUUAAUACCAAUCGCAUAAACAACAAAAAUAAAACUCACCAUCAAAUCA
Molecule: messenger RNA, 1414 nt
Organism: Gadus morhua (Atlantic cod)
Lineage: Eukaryota; Metazoa; Chordata; Actinopteri; Gadiformes; Gadidae
Product: protein adenylyltransferase SelO-like
Exons: 11
Coding region: 303-998 (231 amino acids)
Source: RefSeq, a predicted model, not a curated record